Messenger RNA from Helicoverpa zea (corn earworm), 5285 nucleotides. RefSeq names its product hemicentin-1-like. The transcript is spliced from 30 exons. The coding region runs from base 63 to 4985 and encodes 1640 amino acids. Gene Ontology annotation, molecular function: metal ion binding; hydrolase activity; nucleic acid binding. Gene Ontology annotation, cellular component: plasma membrane. The record is from RefSeq and is a predicted model, not a curated record. Lineage: Eukaryota; Metazoa; Arthropoda; Insecta; Lepidoptera; Noctuidae. Gene Ontology annotation, biological process: cell adhesion; axon guidance.
UCGUUUCGCAAUUCUGGGGGACAGAUCAUUUCAAACAACUUCGAAAAAUAUUUUCAUCCAAAAUGGGGGGGCGGAUAUUUCCGCUAGUGUGUUUGGUCAUCGUGUCUAGUAUAUCUGAAGUACUGUGUAAUGGAAAUGGUAGUUUAACCUUCGUCAUAGACGACACGGGAUCCAUGUAUAACGAUAUAGAUCAAGUGAGGGCAAGCGUGAACCAGAUCAUGGAUACUGUGUUCAAUGAAAAGUCAAGCUUAAUUGACAAUAUGGUUCUGGUCACGUUCAACGAUCCAGAUGCCAAAGUAAGAGUUAAUACAAGAAAUCGCUACCAAUAUAAGAGGAUACUGGACGAAGUUGAGGCUCACAACAUUAUUAACAAUGACUGUUGGGAGCCAGCGAUGAAUGGAGUACUCCUUGGAUUGAAUGAAAGUAAUCGCGACUCCUACAUGUAUGUGUUCACCGAUGCACCCGCCAGAGACUAUAAAGAUGCACCCCGUGUCAUAGAACUCUGCCAGAGAAAACGGAUUCAGAUAGUUUUCGUGCUUACUGGAAACUGUCGUUAUCACCCCUACUUAGUUGAAGCCUCAAAUGUAUUCUUUGAAAUAGCGAAGGCAUGUUCGGGACUCGCGUUCGAGAUUGAUAAAAGCCAAGUUUCUGAGGUGCUUGGACCUAUUAAAGAACUUAUAAAAGGCAAUAAAAGUAUUUUUGUAUCGACAACCAUAGAAGCCAAUGUUUAUAAAAAUAUCCAAUUCAGAAUAGAUACCCACACUGACUACGCCAUCAUUUCUGUAUCUGGUAAAACACCAUAUCUGGAAGUAAAAGGACCUGAGGUUCAAUUAGAAGACCUGAUGCGAAAUGAUAAUGGAAUUGUGGUUAAACUUAACAACAUCAGGCCUGGCGAAUACGUGGCUACCGUGGGUAGUAAGUCGAGAACAUCUAUCAUCAUUGUGGGCAGAACCGAUUUCUUUUUCACUCCUGGCUUUUCUGAGUCAAUGCCCAAGUCAGCAAAGGACGUAACGCCUCAGCCCAUUGCCGACACGAAAGUUCACCUAUCUGCAUCCGUCAUUGAUGAACAUAAUUCCGUGCAAAUAGUAACAGCGGAGAUUGUACAAAUGAACGACAAAGUCAUCCAAACGCUUCCUUUAAUCAAGGUUUCGAAAGAUUUUUACGUGACACAACCAUUUGUGGCUCCAUCGCAAAUGUUCAAAGUAGUUGUGAACGGCAUAGUGAAAGCAACGGGAUUGCCCAUAAAAAGGUUUGCCAAACUUCCAGUUACUUCGAUACCACAACCAAAAAGGCGACCUACUGCGGUUAUAACACAAGGCACAUCACUACAAUACGACUACAACGAUGAAGUGAAGUUAACUUGUAAAGUUGAAGCGCACCCAGAACCCAAAAUCAAAUGGGUUAACAGCAAAGGAUCUAGAAUCCAAUCGACGACUUCACGUACAGACGUACCCUAUGAAUACAUCAGUGAUAUAAAAACACAGGGGUCUAAAAGUGAUAAAUUCAUUUGCUAUGCCGAGAACAACGAAGGGAAAUCGUCAGCCUCUGCAACGGUCACAGUUAGAGACCCUUUUGUUGUGAAAGAAGUUCCAUCAGGAGUAGCAAAACUAGCAUACGGGGCAGAAGGCAUUAUAACCUGCGACGUCACUUCGAAGUUUCCAAUGGAGAUUCAGUGGUACCACAGAAACGAUAUCACAGGAAUGUCCAACAAGAUACAAACGUCUGACAAGUUCUGGGUAUCAGCAAGUCAAACGCAAAUAAAAAUAAGAAAAAUGGAUAUGGACUUAGCUGGACAAUACAUCUGCAAGGCAUUCUUGAAAAAUCAGAAGGACAUGGAAAAAGAAUUUAGAAUGCGCGUUUUUGUAGAUGGUUUAGUUCGUCCGAAAUUGUUGCCAAUACCCACCACAAAGAUUACCAAAGGCAAAAAUGGAGUCUUGGAAUGCAAGGCUUUGAGUGGCGUACCCGCACCAAAGAUAACAUGGUACUCAGGAGGUCAAACUGGUACUAAGUUCACACUUAUACCGGGUUCUAGCAAUGUUCUAAAGAUUACAAACGCGGAAGAGAAACAUGGAGGGAAAUACAAAUGUGUGGCAGUAAAUGAUGUCGGCAAGGAUGAGCAUAUUACCACAGUGAUCAUUCAAGAUCUACCUAAAAUUAUCAGGCCUGAUAGGUCUACGGUCUACAUGGGUACUGAAGGGGACGCAACUUUAAGUAUACCUUGCGUGGCAAGUGGUCUUCCGAAACCUACUAUUACUUGGGAGAUAAACAAUAAACCUCUUAACCUAGGGACGAAAUAUGCCAUUAACGAUGGAACUCUAGUUAUAAGACAUCCUACCAUAGAUGACUCUAAUUCAUACACUUGUGUAGCAAAGAAUGACGUCGAUUCAGUCAGCGAGAUAUUCAAAAUCUUCGUCCGACAGAUUCCUGAAGUAAGGGGAGUUGCUUCUAUUAAAGGGAUUGUGGGAAAAGCCGUCAAAGUAGAGUGCAGGGUUCACAAGGGAGUGCCGACACCUAUAAUUACUUGGAAAUACGCGGAUGAUGGCAAAAAAUUUGUUCCAAUACCUGGCUCCGAACAAGUCCUAUCCAUAUCAAAGGUGGAGAUGAAACACGCAGGACGUUACAAGUGUGUAGCUCAGAAUGACGUCGGAAGUGCCGAACACAACACCACACUUGUGGUACAAGAGGUUCCAAAAAUAUUAUCAAGUACUUCUGCCGUCUAUCAAGCCAUUGAAGGGGACGAGCUGUUGAGAAUUCCUUGUGUCUCAACCGGUCUUCCCAAGCCAAGCAUCACUUGGAAGGUGAACGGACGCUACAUUAUUUCAAACGCUAAAUAUUCCUUGGAAGAUGGUGCAUUGGUAAUAAGACACCCGACCGUGAGCGACACUAACCGGUACACUUGCGAAGCGACUAAUGAUGCUGGUCCGGCCAGUGCGACGUUCGAAACAUACAUUCGCCAGAAGCCUCAAUUAUCUGGAGUUGCUACUGAGACCGUUAGAGUAGGCCAUUCUGCGGUAAUAGAGUGCAAGAUCAUAAAAGGUGAACCCAAACCAAAAAUAUCUUGGUAUAUAGCGCAAGGUGCUUCUGAGUUUGAGAAAGCCGAAGCUCAUCACGAGAGGUUACAAAUUAUUAGUGCAGAGGACCGACACGCGGGCCGGUACAAAUGUGUUGCAGAAAACGAUGUUGGCAGCGCUGAACACGUCACCACACUUGUGGUUGAGUCUGCGCCCAAACUUACUUCAAAAUCUAAAACAGUGACUGCUAUUGAAGGAGAUAUUGCCUUAAGGAUCCCGUGUGACGUCGCCGGUGUUCCUCGUCCAGUUAUAACGUGGCUUCACACGGGCGUUAAAAUUACACCUAAUUCAAAGUAUGCCGUAGAAGAUGGAGAUCUUGUUAUCAAGAAUCCUACUAAAAAGGACAAAGGAAGCUACACGUGUGAAGCCAAAAACUAUAUUGGGUCAGUUAGUGCCACAUUUGAGGUCAAUGUUGAUGAGGGACUCGUUGAUUUUGGCACGAAGCAUAACGUAUAUUUGCUUUUGGGUGAAACAAAAAAAUUGGAAUGUGAUGCUUAUAAAUCGAAAUCCCAGUCGAUAAAGUGGUUUAAAGAAUUUGAUGAACUGAAAGAGAAAUUUGUUCAAAUAAACAAAGCUACUUACGCCAACGACGGUAACUAUACAUGCCAUGUGAGCGAUGAGCAUGGACACGUAGAAACACACACAUAUGUUGUAGACGUUGGCUCUAUUCCUAAACUUUAUACACCAAAUAAUCUAGAUGACUGGCGUGGUGACAUAAGAGAUAUUUUGUCAAACUGUGAAGUUAGUGAGGCAAAACCAGAAGCAAAAAUAAAUUGGUAUUUCAACGGCAAAGAGUUAACCGAUAAGGAGGUACCAGAAAUAGGAAUUCGAUAUAAUUGGGGUCGCUACACAUGCACGGCAACUAAUGUACACGGAUCAGUUAAGAAAAGCUUUGAUGUCAAGUCUUCAGUGUGUUUGAUACCUCGAAAUUUGAGAGACGCCACUAAUAUGCCACUUGUACUAACUAACGAAGGAACUUGGCCUAAAUGGGAGUUCACGGAUAAAUAUACAAUACUGGAACAAAAUGAAAAAAUUACUCUGUCCUGUCCAAAACAAGAAGGAACGUCAAAUACAUUCAGAAACUUUGCGGGGCAAAGUGAAUUAAAAGCAGUUUGCCUUAGCGAGGAUACGUUCCUGUUAAAUGAAAAAAAAUAUAAGCUUUCAGAUCUACAAUGCAAAAACAGCAUUCAGUUGUCUGUUCUUAGAGAGCCAGUUAAAUGCUCUAUACUAGCAGAGAAACCUGAAUUGAUACGGGUUGGCUACAAUGUGACUGAUUUCUUAGAAAUAUACGACGUGUGUUACGAUCAUGCCAAAAAUAUGCCUCUUAUUGCUCGCGCAUCGUUGACCAAAACUGAUGACAGUGUAGGCACCAACAGCAACUGGUUUAGUUAUCCAGGAAUUGGAGAUACGAAAAUUGCGAGGGGAUUUACCUGUAAAGACUCAAAAACAUUUUGUUGUUAUGGAAAAUCCCAGCUGUUGAAUGCAAAGGACUUCAAUUAUGAAACUGCAAAGAAAAGCACCUUCAUUGAUUAUCUAAAUGGAAUCCCAAUCUGGCGUCCUUGUGGUUCACAGACCAGCUGGGAAAAAGUCGAUGACAUGAUUAGAAGACAAUUGGAGGGCGAAGAUGAAAUGAAGACCUGGUCUGGUACACACACUUUUGAAAAGAAAAAUGGAGCCAUCAUACCGCGAUACUUAUGGAAGGUCAUAGCAUAUGAGAGUGAGGAUCCGCUGGCCAUAGUCCACGUUAACAGUGGUGAACCAACAGAGAAGGACAUCAAAUGUAAGAACAUCUGCAACGAUGACGAUCAACCGUGGUUCUCAGUCAAAGACGAUUACACUUACUGUUGCUCUCUCACGGACUUCUUAGAUGCAUUUGAUUUGCAUGGCAUGAAGAUUGGCGAAUCACCUGAAUAAUAUGAGUAACUGAAGAAACAAAUUAUGAUAAAAAAAAAUUGAAAUACAGAAUAAUUUUGAAACCUUCAUGUCCUUACAUUUAAUGAAAUGUUAAGCUCUCUACCUAAGUACGAAAUGUAUGGAAUACAUAUGUAAUUAAGCCUUAAUAAUAUAUCUAUAUUUUGUAUAUUGUAAUUCAUAAUAAACCGAAAAUGAAAAAUUAGCUCAAUAAGAAAAACAUUUUGCAAAAGUAAUAAGUACUUAGUACACCUUCCUAGAUUGUGAAUGGUACCUAAGUAUUUGUAAUAAACAAUAUCCACA